This is a messenger RNA of Penicillium macrosclerotiorum, 513 nucleotides long. RefSeq names its product RNA recognition motif domain-containing protein. The transcript has 4 exons. The coding region runs from base 1 to 513 and encodes 170 amino acids. The record is from RefSeq and is a predicted model, not a curated record. Gene Ontology annotation, molecular function: RNA binding. NCBI's taxonomy places the organism in Eukaryota, Fungi, Ascomycota, Eurotiomycetes, Eurotiales, Aspergillaceae.
AUGACCUCUAGCGGCCUGUCCUGGCAUACAAAUGAUGACACUCUGCGGGAGGGAUUCCAGAAGUUCGGCGACAUCCAGGAAGCUAUUGUCGUGAAGGACCGUGCGACCUUGCGCAGUCGUGGAUUUGGCUUUGUCCGCUUUGCGACAGAUGAAGAAGCCGAUGCGGCGAUGGCCGAGAUGAACAACGUUGAAUUUGAUGGACGCGUCAUCCGCGUCGAUAAGGCCUUUGACCGACCCCAGCGCCCCGAUGGUGGCUUCCAGGGUCGCGGCGGAUACAAUGCGCAACCUGGAUAUAACCAAGGUGGAUACCAAGGCGGCGGUGGCUACAACCGCGGUGGGUAUGGCCAGCAGCAGUCGCCCGGUGGCUACGGUGGCAAUCCUUCCCCUGGUGGACAGGGCGGUUAUAACAAUCAGCCGGGUGGCUAUGGUUAUGGCGGUAACUCUGGGUUUGGUGGCGGUGGUGGUGAGCCUUUUCCCUUUGUCAAACCCACGCUCCCUCGAAGAUCAUACUAA